AUGUGGCUGCCCCUGCUUGUGUGCCAGCUUUGCCUGAUUCUGCGGAGUGAGGCCCAGACACCCAGCACUUUUUGCAACAUGCACUCAACAUUCAGACCACCAGUGAACUCGGACAUCACAGUGACCUGUGGUACUGAGGUUAUGGAGUUGAGUAUCUUGUUAUGCCCAGUCUACUUUGGUGGAUACAACGAAACCCUGAUGGCCCUCAACGCACAGUUCAUCCUCUCCGGGUGCCAUGGAAUACCUGACUGGAACAUUGACCCUCCAAUCCUGAAAUUCAAUCUGUCAAUAACUGCUGAUGCUGUGGCUGUCUGCUCCAACACAUUCAGGAUAACCAAUGAAGUUGGUACUGGGUUAUUUUCUGACUUCUCAAAUGUCCAGUUUGUUAAUAUAUCUGGCACCAUCAACUCGCUGGACCCCAGUGCAUCUAUUGUCACCUACCGCCGGCAGAUCAUCUACAUGUUCUCCUGUCGCUACCCUCUGCAGUAUCUGGUCAACAACAGUAAAGUCACAGUAUCGGGUGUGAGUCUUGCAGUGAGGGACAAUGAAGGCAGCUUUGUCAGUACACUGAGCAUGUGGCUCUACAGUGACACUGACUACACUCAGCAACUCAUUGUCCCAGAGAAUGGAAUAAAUCUGAAGACCAGAAUCUUUGUGGCCGUGAAAGCCACCAGUCUAACAGAGAGGUUCCACGUUCUGCUUGACCGAUGCUAUGCAACAACAAGUCCCGUUCCCAACAACAGCACCUACUAUGACCUCUUUGUUGGGUGUACACGUGAUAGAAAAACCAGGGUCGAGUUGAACGGAGCGUCUCAGAAUGCACACUUCUCCUUUGAGGCCUUCCGUUUCAUUGAACACAAGAACAUGACCAUCUCCACUUUCUACCUGCACUGUGUCACCCGACUCUGUGAGGUGUCCUCCUGCUCGUCCUUACUGCCCAACUGUUCAGGUUCCUCCAGGAAAAAGAGAGAAGCCCAGGGAGGGUUGGCCAACGACCAGGCCACAGUCUCCUCCGGACUCAUCAAGACCAAAGUGGACGACGGUGCGGCCAUACUGUACCAGUGGUCUUCCAACAGCUUCAUAAUUCUCAUUCCAGUCCCAGAGAAGCCCAAUGGGCCGUGUGGCUGUCAGUACUGCGGUGCACCUGUUCCUUGUACACUCUGGGAGCCAGACAUGAGGCUGAGGUCCUUUGAGAUGGUGAAGACGGACCGUCAGCUGCACUGCAGUGACACGCUGGCCCAGCUCUGUACCUCCCUCUGCUUCUCCAGUGUCAUGGAGUUCAUGAGCAACCAGCCGUCUCACUGA
This is a messenger RNA of Oncorhynchus kisutch (coho salmon), 1305 nucleotides long. RefSeq names its product zona pellucida-like domain-containing protein 1. NCBI's taxonomy places the organism in Eukaryota, Metazoa, Chordata, Actinopteri, Salmoniformes, Salmonidae. The record is from RefSeq and is a predicted model, not a curated record. The transcript has 11 exons. The coding region runs from base 1 to 1305 and encodes 434 amino acids.